This is a messenger RNA of Motacilla alba alba, 5190 nucleotides long. RefSeq names its product kelch repeat and BTB domain containing 8 (gene KBTBD8). The coding region runs from base 104 to 1909 and encodes 601 amino acids. The transcript is spliced from 4 exons. Gene Ontology annotation, molecular function: protein binding. The record is from RefSeq and is a predicted model, not a curated record. NCBI's taxonomy places the organism in Eukaryota, Metazoa, Chordata, Aves, Passeriformes, Motacillidae. Gene Ontology annotation, biological process: neural crest cell development.
UGUUGAUACUGCGGGGUGCGCGGCCGGCGGUGAGCGGGGGAAGCGGCGCGGUGACAUUUCCUGCCGGGCCGCCCCCGGAGCCGCUGCCCGAGCGGGGCCCAGGAUGGCAGCGCUGGGAGAACCAAGUCAGUUUUCACAAACGCUGAACGGAGUCCCUCCCUCAAACCAAGUCAGCAGUGGAAUGGACCCCUUCCAUGCCUGUAGUAUUCUCCAACAGCUGAAGACCAUGUAUGAUGAAGGACAGCUGACAGAUAUUGUGGUGGAAGUGGAUCAUGGGAAAACAUUCUCCUGUCAUAGGAAUGUUCUUGCUGCAAUCAGCCCUUAUUUCAGAUCGAUGUUCACGAGCGGCCUUACCGAGAGCACCCAGAAGGAAGUUCGGAUCGUUGGUGUCGAGGCAGAGUCGAUGCAUUUAGUGUUGAACUAUGCAUAUACCUCCAGAGUAGUGCUGACAGAGGCCAACGUUCAAGCUUUGUUCACUGCAGCCAGUAUCUUCCAGAUCCCUUCCAUACAAGACCAGUGUGCUAAAUACAUGAUCAGUCAUUUGGACCCACAGAACUCCAUUGGGGUGUUCAUCUUUGCUGAUCACUAUGGUCAUCAGGAACUCAAAGACAGGUCACAAGACUACAUUCGCAAGAAGUUUCUGAGUGUCACCAAAGAGCAAGAGUUUCUUCAGUUGAGAAAAGACCAACUGAUAAGUAUCCUCAACAGUGAUGAUUUAAAUGUAGAUAAAGAAGAACAUGUUUAUGAGAGCAUUAUAAGGUGGUUUGAGCAUGAACAAAAUAAGAGAGAAGUGCACCUUCCGGAAAUAUUUGCCAAAUGCAUCCGAAUGCCUCUGCUGGAUGAAACAUUUUUGGAGAAAAUCCCUCCCGUGUUUGCACAGGCGAUGGCCAAAAGCUGUGUACAAAAGGGACAACCCAGUGCCAAUGGCUACACACAGCGGCUUGGAAUGACCGCUUCCGAAAUGAUCAUAUGCUUCGAUGCUGCCCACAAACACUCAGGAAAGAAGCAAACAGUGCCUUGUUUAGAUUCGGUCACAGGGAGAGUGUUUAAACUAUGCAAGCCACCAAAUGACUUGAGGGAGGUGGGAAUCCUGGUGUCUCCUGAUAACGACAUUUACAUUGCGGGUGGUUACAGGCCCAGCAGCAGCGAGGUCUCCAUCGACCACCGAGCCGAGAGUGACUUUUGGAUGUACGAUCACUCUGGCAAUAGGUGGAUUCCCAAGGCUCCUCUGCUGCGGGCCAGGAUAGGCUGCAAGUUGGUUCACUGCUGUGGGAAGCUGUACGCCAUCGGGGGCAGAGUUUAUGAAGGAGAUGGGCGCAACUCCCUCAAGUCUGUGGAGUGCUACGACAGCCGGGAGAACUGCUGGACAGCUGUGUGUCCCAUGCCCGUGGCAAUGGAGUUCCACAGUGCUGUGGAGUAUAAGGAUAACAUCUAUGUUUUACAGGGGGAGUUCUUCCUUUGCUACGAUCCUCAGAAGGAUUACUGGGGAUUUCUGACCCCAAUGACUGUGCCUAGGAUCCAAGGCUUGGCAACAGUGUACAACGACUCCAUCUACUACAUAGCUGGCACCUGUGGGAACCAUCAGCGCAUGUUCACCGUCGAGGCCUACGACAUCGAGCAGAACAAGUGGACUCGAAAGAAAGACUUCCCCUGCGACCAGUCCAUCAAUCCAUACAUCAAACUGGUUCUCCUCAAAAACAAACUCCAUCUCUUUGUCAGAGCUACUCAAGUCACUGUUGAAGAGCACGUUUUCAGAACCAGCAGGAAGAAUUCACUCUACCAGUACGACGAGGUCACUGACCAGUGGCAGAAAGUCUACGAGACUCCAGACAGGCUCUGGGAUUUAGGCCGGCAUUUUGAAUGUGUUGUUGCUAAAUUGUAUCCGCAGUGUCUUCAGAAAGUUAUUUAAAUUCUUUUUUUUUUGUUUGGUUUAUUUUUUUUUUUUUUUCAGUAACAGGCCUUAGUGAUUUCAGUGGUAAUUUGAUGCUAGAGAAAACAUGUCUUAAAAGAAAACAAAGAAAUUCUGUCAGUAUUUAUUGUAAGAUGAAACAGACAGUUUUUUGUAUAUGGGGAUGGGUGCUCUUUAAAGGUUGCAGUCCGGGGAGGGACUUGUUGGUUCAGUUCAUAUUUACUGCUAUUUUCCUGGGAAUUGAGAAGGAGGUUACAAAGUGCAAUUAUCAGCAUUUUUUUUCUGGUAAACACUUAAUCAUGUCAUACUAAAGGUUUUUUUUGUGGUAAAAGCAAAUUAAGUGGAAGAGCCAGGAUAACUAUGCACUACAGUGAAAGAAAAUCUAGCAUUAAUAGUUAAGGAUGUCCAAGAUGUGUUGAAGUGACUUUUCUUCUUUUUCUCUUUUUUUUUAAUACGGGUAAAAUUUGAGGCAAUAUCACUAAGUUUUGUUGCUUUUUUUUUUUUUUUAAUUUAGAGUGAAAGUACAUAGAGAGGAAUGGUAGAUCCUGCUUCAUAAUGAUCUCUUCUUUUUGUACUGUUUUUGAAGUCUGCUAAGAUGUUUGUGUUGUUGUUUGUGCACUGCAAUUUGGGAGAAAAACUCAAGUCAGAAUUGGAUUGUGGAGUACCUUUGCCCCGGAUGGAGGCCUGUUCAUAUUGUUGUACCAGUUCCUGUCUGUGGAUUUUUGUUGAGAUUGAGCUUAAUGAUAGUGGGGCAAAAACCCCAAAACCUGUUUUUUGCCACAUAGGUGUAGUGCUGUAAAAACUUUUUUUUUUUUUUAAACACUGAUUAAAACCUUUUUUUUCACCCCGUAAAGGGCUUUAACCCAAAAGUUGAUGGUGCUAGUACAUUUUUAAUACUUGUUUGUCUGAACUGGGCCAGCCUUCUGCUACUGUUUAAGACAGCCUGUUAUUUUCCAUGGAGUGUGUGUCUGUCUUCAGGCCCUGUCCUGUCAUCAGAUUCUUUUCUAACAUAACAUUUUUACUGCAGUGGUGUUCUUGCACAGAAUGGUGACAGGAUAUGGCCUUAAUAAUACUGAUUCUCUUUUCUUUUUUCUCUUUGUGUGGAGUGUUCAUUCUGUCUCCACUACAGUACAGUGCUAUGUGCAGAAUUGGCAUGUGCUCUGGUGAUUUGGAAAAGUGUGGUUUAACUUUGCAAGUUGUUUUUCUUUUCUCUCUGCAGUCAAGCCCCCAGCUAUCUUCUGUUUCCUUGUGAUCUAUAAUGUGAAAAAUUGCACUACUGAGCUGUCAGCAUUAUCCAGUUAUUAAAGCAAAAUUGACAAUAAGCAUCCAUGGCUUAAAUUAUCUUAGGGGAAAUACAGAAUAAGGAAUAUAUUGCAACUCUUGUCUUUAUGUAUUUAACAUUUAACUUAUUUUUAAAAAGUAAAUAAGUUCAAAGUUCAGCCUCUACUUCAGUAGUGAAAAUUGGAUUUAAAAGGGAAAAGAGGACUCCUAAAAUUACUUGCAUCAGCUGUAAUUCACCAGGUUUCUUACAGCUCUACUUUUUGCAGAGCUUUAAGUUAUCUUACUCUUUCCUGUUUUUUCCUGUUGACCUAAGUAAACCAGUUAACUUGACAUGGCACUGGCCAUCACUGCCUGAAAGUGCUUACCAUUAUCUGGCUUAACAGCUGAUAUUUCAGUCAGCCAAAUAUUUAGCUCAUUGUUUAUCCCCCUGGCAUGGCUGAGGAUUUGGAUAAUGUUUGUUUACCAUGUGGUCUUCCUGUUCCCAAAUGGAAUCUUCCUGAUACAUGAAAAUACUCGCCUGGUUCUAUUUAUUAAUUCUUGCACAAAAAGUUUGAGAGGCAAAAAACAAAGAAAAAACUGUGAAAUGAAAAGCAAAAUACAAAUGCCUCUUUGCAUUACAUACCUCAUCUUCCAGAGAUUCACCAAACUCUUCUUCCAAUGCGAGCACCUGCAUUUUGGUUUUUUUUCCUGAAUUUGGCAAUUCUCGCUGAGACUGCAUUUUCCAACAGUGUUGAGGUGUAUUGUUUCUUUGUUUAGUUUUCUUCUGGAUAGUUUUAUCUUUAUGCAUAGCCAGGAAUAAGGGGUUUUCUGAAAAGUACAACUAAUUUAAUUUUUAACUAAUGAUCCUUAGUCCUUGGCUAGCUCUCUUUGCGCUGUUGUAGGCCUCUAGCUGCAAGCUUUCUGAAGCACCCUCCCUAACAGUGUUGCAUUUGUGUGUAAGACCAUUUUUUUUGCAAAGUGUUACGUAACUUUUUCCUUGUUUCUUUGUUUGUGUUUCUUUUUUUUUUUUUUUUAGCUUGGUUGACUAUUUACAAGAUUUCUUGCUGCUUUUUGACAAUCUAUAUUUAUUUAGUAGAACAAAUUUCAAUAUAUUACUUGAAACUAUGAAAUAGAAUUGAGUUAGCAGUUGACUGGUCAUGUGAUGUAUAGAAGUACAAUAUGCUGUGGUUAAUUCUGCAGUAGGUUUGUUAAUUUUGUUUAUCUGCACUAAAGUACGAAGAUCUCCAUUCUGUUUAACCAUUCAAACUGAGGGUGUGAUCCAAGUCUGUCAUGUGUUUGAAAGCUAAAUCCUGGAAAUUGCUGUGGGAGUAGAAUAUACUAAAUCUUUUGCAUGAGGAGUUUGUUGAGACAGUAAUGUAGCUGUGACAUUUUGCCAAUUCUUAAAUGCUUCUACGUUAUGCUGAAAGUCAGAUUCCUGGUAAAGUUUUGCUUUAGAGUCAGGCUUAAAUAAACUUGCACAGCACAAAAGAAAAAUAAUUGCACCAAAGGUACUGAUAAUAUUUGAACAGUGAUCUGUACAUUUUGCUCAUUAGGAUUUUUUUUUUUGCAUUUGUUUAUUUCCCUUUAUGAAAUGAAUUUCUAGUGUUGUAAGAACUUAGGUGAGUGUAAAUCUCUUCCAAAAUUAUUAGUUACUUUAGAAGGAAACAUUUUGUAAUUUCCACUUGCUUCCAUCAAUGAAAUUUAGAAUAACUCAAAGCAGUUUUGGUGCACCAGACAUGCAGUGUGUGUAUGUUCUACAAGAGAUCCAAGAGCUCCCUGUUUGCAAGGCUGUUGAGAAGUGGCAUCCAACAUUCAGUGCUCAGGUAUGUUAGUAAGAAGUACUGUAGUCCUAUGAGGGCAAAUGUGUGGAUUUUUAAACAUUUUGCCAUAAUUGCACAAUUUUGCAUUUUUACUUAAUGUCAUGUUAUGUUUCUUAAAAUAAACCUAUUGUUGAAAUACAGUGGAGUUCAACAGUUUUUGUGGCAGAUCUGUGUGCAUUUUAGUAAAUUUCUGAAAAUUAA